Messenger RNA from Aspergillus saccharolyticus JOP 1030-1, 1096 nucleotides. Its product is annotated as oxidase ustYa family protein. The transcript is spliced from 5 exons. Gene Ontology annotation, biological process: mycotoxin biosynthetic process. The coding region runs from base 204 to 1064 and encodes 286 amino acids. The record is from RefSeq and is a predicted model, not a curated record. NCBI's taxonomy places the organism in Eukaryota, Fungi, Ascomycota, Eurotiomycetes, Eurotiales, Aspergillaceae.
CUGGGGUAACCCAGGACACAACUACAGCUGGCGGCACAAGGAUUGUCACGUAGAGAUGAGGUCUUUGUCAUUGUGCGACAUGCUGGAUAGCGCGGGGUAUGACACCCUCAAAGACAUAACUUCAAAUGAUAAGACAUGAGACCUAUCAUCAUACACAGAUGCAUUGACAAUUCAACUGAACUGAACAACAUGAGCUGAGACUAAUGGAUUCAAUGGAUUCAAUCCCCCUCCACCACAAGACCUCCGCAGAGGAUCUUGGAGAAGCUAACAGUGACGCUCGCUUAUGUGACGUGAACAGACCCAGUCCAUCUCGCUUUCACAAUCGCACCGCGCGAUGGCUCUGGCUUUUGCACACCUUGUCUUUCCUUCUAUCUUUCUCGAUGAUGUUCUCUGCACUACAGCGACGUCAAGCCUUUCCUACUGAUCAGAAAUGUGCAGAACAGCUAUCGGCAUAUUCCCCCUACAUAGGUCUCGUGGAGUACGAACAGGUUCGAUUCCAGGGCAGUCUCUUCGACACAAACCCAUACAAGGGACCUCCAACCCCAGACCUGGAUGCGGCAUGGAAACGCAUAACUCAUAUGGCGCAACUGAAAGUCUCCGCCGAGGACAUGCUGCGAUUGAACAAACCCUUGACGCAAGUGAAGGUGGCCGAAACGGAAGGCGACGGAUACGCGGCGGGGAUCGAGGUGUUUCAUCAGCUCCACUGCGUCAAUCUGGUCCGACAAUAUACCUACUACGAUUACUACGCGAACCUGGACAAUAAGCCGGCAGAGUUCCACGACUCCAAGGAAACCCUGCGUUUACAUGUGGACCACUGCAUCGAUCUGCUGAGACAAGUGAUCCAGUGCGGGGGCGAUGUCGGCGUGGUGACUCGCAGCUGGGUCAAGGGUCGUCGGAUUAGCUAUCCGGACUUCAAUGUGUGGCAUAAGUGCCGCAAGCUCGAUCCAAUCUUGCGGUACUCAGAGGCCAACGAUAUCGACACGGAGCCGGUGAGACGCUCCGAUUCCCUGGAGCUGUUGGAGCCACCAUGUACGAAUGCUGCGCCGGAUGAGGCUUGUCCGUGAGGACUGGAGUUGCUUUUUUCGCCAGUUUGGAA